Opisthocomus hoazin is the source of this 1428-nucleotide messenger RNA. The record is from RefSeq and is a predicted model, not a curated record. Lineage: Eukaryota; Metazoa; Chordata; Aves; Opisthocomiformes; Opisthocomidae.
AUGUCCCCAGCAGCUGCACCGAUGCUGCCCGGGGACGUGAUCUUCUCCUGGCAGCUGGACCCUUUCUAUGCCUCCAUCAUCCUGUUUGUGGGGCGAGCCUGGGAUGCCGUCACGGACCCCAUGGUGGGCUUCUUCAUCAGCAAAACAUCAUGGACCCGCUUUGGCCGCCUGAUGCCCUGGAUCAUCUUCUCCACCCCGUUUGCUGUCAUCUCCUACUUCCUCAUCUGGUUUGUGCCAAACAUCUCCAGAGGUCAAGUGAUGUGGUACCUCGUCUUCUACUGCGUCUUCCAGACCCUUGUGACGUGCUUCCACGUGCCCUACUCGGCGCUGACCAUGUUCAUCAGCAGGGAGCAGAGUGAGCGGGACUCGGCCACUGCUUACCGUAUGACGGUGGAAGUGCUGGGCACUGUGUUGGGCACCGCCAUCCAGGGCCAGAUCGUGGGCAAGGUGGUUACUCCCUGCAUCGAGAGCCCUUUCUUCAUCGGCAAGACCAACUCCUCAGUGGCCAUGGAGGAGCUAAACAUGACCCACGACACCGGGUCGCUCACGGACACGAGAAAUGCCUACAUGAUCGCUGCGGGGGUCAUCGGGGGACUCUACAUCCUCUGUGCCGUGAUCCUGUCGGUGGGCGUGCGGGAGAAGAGAGAGUCCUCUGAGCUCCAGCCGGAUGAGCCCGUCUCCUUCUUCCAGGGGCUGAAGCUGGUGAUGAACCAUGGUGCCUACAUCAAGCUCAUCGCCGGCUUCCUCUUCACCUCGCUGGCCUUCAUGCUGCUGGAGGGCAACUUUGCCCUCUUCUGCACCUACACCCUGGGCUUCCGCAACGAGUUCCAGAACAUCCUCCUGGCCAUCAUGCUCUCAGCCACCUUGACCAUUCCCCUCUGGCAGUGGUUCCUUACCCGCUUUGGGAAGAAGACAGCUGUCUACGUGGGCAUCUCGUCUGCCAUCCCCUUCCUCAUCAUGGUGGCUGUCCUGGACAGUAACCUCAUCGUCACCUACAUCGUGGCCGUUGCAGCUGGGAUCAGCGUCGCAGCUGCCUUCCUCCUGCCCUGGUCCAUGCUCCCAGACGUCGUAGAUGACUUCAAGCUGCAGCACCCCAAUUCCCACGGCCAUGAAGCUAUCUUCUUCUCCUUCUACGUCUUCUUCACGAAGUUCACCUCUGGGGUCUCCCUGGGCAUCUCCACGCUCAGUUUAGACUUUGCAGGGUACCAGACCCGGGGCUGCUCCCAGCCCAGCGAGGUGAACUUCACGCUGAAGAUGCUGGUGUCGGCCGUGCCCGUGGGGCUGAUCCUGCUGGGCCUGCUCCUGUUCAAGCUGUACCCCAUCGACGAGGAGAAGCGGAGGAAAAACAAGAAAGCCCUGCAGGACUUAAGGGAGGAGAGCAACAGCAGCUCGGACUCGGACAACACAGAACUGGCCAGCAUCGUGUGA